This is a messenger RNA of Musa acuminata AAA Group (dessert banana), 1748 nucleotides long. RefSeq names its product transcription factor ILR3-like. The transcript is spliced from 4 exons. The record is from RefSeq and is a predicted model, not a curated record. Lineage: Eukaryota; Viridiplantae; Streptophyta; Magnoliopsida; Zingiberales; Musaceae. Gene Ontology annotation, biological process: intracellular iron ion homeostasis; regulation of DNA-templated transcription. Gene Ontology annotation, molecular function: DNA-binding transcription factor activity; protein dimerization activity. Bases 990 to 1586 code for a protein of 198 amino acids.
CCACCCCAUUCUUCUGCACGCGAGGUUCACCUCUUCCUUGGAAGCACCAGCAAUCCUUUGCGUCUCUUGAAAGCACGAUGUUGUUCUUCUUUGGGAGAGAUUGAGAUUGAGAUUGAGAUUGAGAGAGAGAGCUGAGAGAGGGGACGGAGUUGACAGCCGGCUUUUGCAGAUCUUAAUCUACUUGGGUCUUCGCGCAUGCCUUCCUCCCGCAAGAUUCUCGUGCCCCAAGGCGCGUCUCUUCGCUGUGUCCGGCAGCCAAAUCCAUCCGCCUCCCUUCCGCAAGAUUCUCGUACCGUAACGCGUGUCUCUUCGUUGUCUCCGGCAGCCACUUGUCCAUUGCAGCAGAAUGAUGCUGCUGUCGUAGCUUCUCCAUCACUGGAUUCUAAGAUCCCAUCCACCAUAUCCGACGCCGAUCGAGCCGAAGUCACUGUAUCGCACUCCCAUAAAGGCUGCUCAUCGAGUGCGUCAUUCGGAUUUCUAGUAGUAAUCAAUCACGAUUGGUGAGUGGACUGCGGUCAACGUGGAACCAAAGAAAAAGGUGGUGCUUUUGGGGUCACUUCCUUUCGCCAAUGGCGACUCUGUUGUGGGCAGUGGCAGACGUCUCUAUCCGCCAUUGUGCGCUCGGCGCUAUCCGACCCCAUCGGCAUCGGCAUCACAUCAUUCGAUGCCCUUGCGGAUGUCUCGUUAAGGCAUCGCGUGGUUCUCUCUGGUGAUGUGGUCAUCUCUAGUUCUUUGUUCGUGCAGGGAGUUGUUUUGGGAAGAUGAUGAGCUCCAACGAAGACAACGGAGGAGGAUGGCUUAUGGAUUACGGGCUCCUGGACGACUUCCCGGCCGCCGACUACAUCUGGUCUCCUCAGUUCCUUCACGAUCCCACUGCCUCGAGGUUAUGCGAAUGUUGUUCUGCAAGGGAUAACAUGACGACCCAUUCACCGCUCAAUCCUUGAACGCUUUAUGUUUGUUGCAAUGCUUCUGACAACCGCUAAAGAUCCAUGAUGUUACUUACUUGUGAUCAUAUAUGUACAGCGCGAUCCUUGGGCUUGAGGUCGAGGUUCUGCAGGACGAGGAGGAUGCACCCCUGGAGAAACGACAUCAAGAACAUACAAGUGUUCUUCCCGUUUCGCAGAGCACGAGUGGAAUCAUCUGCUGCACCACGAACCAAGGCUUGCCGUGAGAAAUUGCGGAGAGACAGACUCAACGACAGGUUCAGAGAAUUGUGCUGUGUGUUGGAUCCCGGGAAGCCUCCCAAGGCAGACAAGCUUGCCGUUCUAAGAGACGCCACUCAUCUGCUAAUCCAAUUGCGUGUUGAAGCAAAGAAGCUGAAGGAGUCGAACGAGGCACUACAAGAUGCGAUAAAGAAUCUAAAGGCGGAGAAAUCGGAACUGAGGGAUGAGAAGACGAGGCUGAGGUGUGAGAAGGAGCAGAUGGAGCAAAUGUUUAGAGGCAUCAGCUUCACAGGUCAAUCUGCUGCGGUGCCUGCAACGAACGACAAAACCUUUGCGUAUAUGCCAAUUUGCAUGUGGCAAUGGGUACCUCCGGCAGCUUUGGACACUUCUCAGGAUCAUGUGCUACGCCCUCCUGUGGCGUAGUGCUCUAAGAGUUCUACGAGUUGAUUGCUCGGAACUCGGAAGGAAUCGAGCAUGUAAUCCCAUUCAAAGUCUGGGAUCACUUGAUGUUGUAGUGGGGAUUAAAGCUGUCGAACGAUUGCCGAAAUAGAGUAAUAGCAUAAAAAUAAAACACCAGCUUCUACA